AUGGAACAAGCUCGAAAGAACCUUCGGAAACUCCGUGGCUCCAGCGACGAGCAGGUCGAGGAUGAACUGCGGCUGAUGAUACUUCGCGAGGAGAAAAAUCGAGAACUACGCGCCAAUGUUAGGUUCUGGCAUAUUUUCAAGCGAGAUCAUCUUCAACGAACUUUGGUCGCAGGCUCAUUCUACUCUUUAAACCAAAUCUCCGGCAUUAUUCUGUCCACGACAUACACGACGAUCUUUCUCUCCCAGAUUGGAGUCGCCGACGUCUUUUCAUUGACCAUUAUAGCAUCUUGCUGUACUUUGGCAGGCACAAUUGCAGCCCCCCUCGUCAUCGACCGUGCUGGACGACGUCCAACGGCAUUUGUUGGAAUGGGGGUUCUUCUUGUGAUCGACACGGUUGCUGGCAGCCUUGCCUUCUAUACGGAAAACAAGCAUGCGACGGUAGCUAUUGCGGCGUUGUCAUUUAUCUUCAACUUCUUUUGGGCUUCUUCUUUCUACUCACUAUCCAAUGUCAUGCCUACAGAGAUGGCAACGCCCAAACUCCGUCACUUUAUCAUGUCUUAUACGAUCGCCUGCCAGGGAAUUACUGCAGUGAUAACCACUCUCGUGGUGCCACACCUGACCUCGGCAGAUGCCGCAAAUCUUGGAGCAAAAACCUAUCUUGUUUUCGCCGGCUGUAUGGCCGGCAUCCUGAUAUGGGUGUAUUUCUUGAUGCCAGAAACGCGUGGGCGAACAUUCGCCGAGAUUGAUGAGAUGUACGCCGCCAAAGUUCCGGCAUGGAAGUGGCGAUCCUAUCAAACGAAGGAACAAACGAAGACCAGCGAAUCAAGGAAUCGGGCAGACGCUGUAAAAGACGCUCCAAAUACUACCUGA
Molecule: messenger RNA, 870 nt
Organism: Penicillium chermesinum
Lineage: Eukaryota; Fungi; Ascomycota; Eurotiomycetes; Eurotiales; Aspergillaceae
Exons: 1
Coding region: 1-870 (289 amino acids)
Biological process (GO): carbohydrate transport; transmembrane transport
Cellular component (GO): membrane
Molecular function (GO): carbohydrate:proton symporter activity
Source: RefSeq, a predicted model, not a curated record